AUGUUAUACUUUUUAUAAUCAAUUGAUCAAUUCGGGGUUUAGUAGAAACUGUAGAUUCCUCCAAUCAACCCUACUUAGAAAAGUGUUUUUGGUGGAUUAGUAACUUUAACUUUGUAUAGUAUAAGCUUAGGAUAUUUUCUAUUUCAAUUUGUUGAUUGGCAAUAAAAUAAUAAACUUCCUAAAGUGACUUCUCUACAAUAAUAGAUCAAUGUUGAAUAAAAAUUGAAUUUGCAAGGAGUGUUUGCUGAAAUAAGCUACUUUUAAGAACUUUCACAUUAAAUAGAUCCUUUUGAUCCAUAGAACAUGAUAUUAUAGCCAUUAUUGGUUAGUUCAUCUAGUUAUUAUGAUGUAUAGCUAUUUUAUUUCUUAGUAAACAAUUAUCAACACAACUUUCUAAUCUAGGAAAACUUCAGAAGGUAAAACAUAAAAUACGCUCUUUAUAGAAGAUAUUGUAAUUUCAAAUUCUCCAAUAAGUUCAUCGGAGCAUAAAUACAUUAAUUAUUAGUUAACCUUUGGAUAUUGCAAUCCUGAUUUACUUUAAAGUGGUUAAAAUUGUGCAAAUUUAGAUUUAAUCAAUAAAUUCUUUUUAUAAGAUAACUAUUUUUAGAUUAUGAUUUAUUUAGAACAAUUUGAUCCAAGAAGUAAAUAAAUUACCAAAAUUCCUAAAUUUUUUGUUUUUGAAAUGAUGCAAAAAUCCUAUUUUUAAAAUAUAUUUACUUUAAAAUCAACGGAUUUGAUUUUGGAUGAUGGAUUUUUAUUCCCCAACUCUAAUUAAUAAACUUAUCUUUCUGACUUAUCUGUAAUAACCACCUAAUUUGAUUAAGAAUAUGCUCAAAAAACUUAUGGAUAGGAAAUAAUAGCUGUUCUUUAUUUUAACUUAGAUUAAAUAAAGACAGUAAAUAUGGUUGAAUAUCCAAAGAUAUCAGAGAUAUUAGCAGAUACAGGUUCAAUUAUAUCUUGGAUUCUUUCAAUAUCAUGUAUAGUAUCUAAAUACAAUGAAAAUUUAAGUGUUGAAAAAACUUAGAAAGAUAUAAUAACAAUGUACUAUCAUGAUUUUAAUGAUUUUAUUAUUUAGAAGAAUUGGAUGGGUCAUAUUAUAAAGGUUAAUUAUAAAGGAAAAGAAUAUGAUCUCAAAAAAUCAGAAGAAAUUAUCAAUAAAUUAGAUACUAUUGCUAUUAAAAAAAUGAAUUACUUAAAUCUAUAAAAUGAAGUAGCCAAGUAAUUAUUUUAUUGUAUUCUAUUAGAUUAUAAUUAAUCUUAUAAGAACAUUUAGGAGUUCAAUAAAUUAAAAAAUAUUUAUAAUCCUAAUAUAAAUUAGAAUCAUUAUUUGAUAAAUUAGGAAUACCUGAUAAAUCCUUUGAGUAAGAAAUAAAUUAAAUAGUAAUAUCUUUUUUCAUUCUUUAAGCAUGCUGAACAUGAGUUGUAAUAGGAUAGAAUUUAAUAAUUUAAUAUCGAAGGAGAGAUUGAUUUAAAAAUUAAUAAAGAUACUAUAGAACAUGAAAUAGAUUUUAGGAUGGGACUUUUAGAUAUGAAAAUAAUUGAAAAUGGCGAACUAAAAGAGCAAAACAGUUUCUAAAUUUAGGAAUCCUUUUAAAAUAUAAAUAAUUAUUUAACUGCCAUCAAUGUUGAUAAGCCUGAUGAUGCUAAAUGA
Molecule: messenger RNA, 1651 nt
Organism: Paramecium octaurelia
Lineage: Eukaryota; Ciliophora; Oligohymenophorea; Peniculida; Parameciidae
Source: the annotation of a GenBank genome assembly